UCGUCGGCGGCGAUGAUGGGCGCCGGGUCGCCGGACACGGCGGCGGUGACGGCGCUGCUUCUUGUGGUGGUGGCGGCGCUCCUGGGAGCGGCCUCGGCCGGCGACAUCGUCCACCAGGACGACGACGCCCCCAAGAUUCCCGGCUGCUCCAACGACUUCAUGCUCGUAAAAGUGCAAACCUGGGUCAACAACAGAGAGGCGGAUGAGUUUGUUGGUGUUGGUGCUCGGUUUGGCCCCAUAAUAGAGUCAAAAGAAAAGCACGCAAACCGGACAGGUCUAUUAUUAGCAGACCCUUUUGAUUGUUGUGCCCCUCUCAAAGAAAAGGUUGCUGGAGAAGUUUUGUUAGUGCAAAGGGGAGACUGUAAGUUCACCACAAAAACUAAGAAUGCCGAAGCGGCUGGUGCUUCUGCUAUUAUAAUCAUGAAUAAUCUCCAUGAGCUAUACAAGAUGGUUUGUGAUCAAAAUGAAACGGAUCUAGAUAUAAAUAUACCUGCAGUUCUUCUGCCAAAAGAUGCAGGCACUAUUUUAAAGGGUCUUCUCUCGCUUGGUAAAGUUUCAGUGCAGUUAUACUCCCCAGAUCGACCUCUGGUUGAUACGGCCGAGGUGUUUCUGUGGCUCAUGGCUGUUGGUACCAUUCUUGGCGCAUCAUAUUGGUCAGCAUGGAGUGCUCGAGAAGCAGUUACUGAGCAAGAGAAGCUUCUAAAGGAUGGCCACGAAAGUUUAGUGAACUGUGAGGCUGGAGGUUCUAGUGGUAUGGUAGAUAUCACCAUGACGUCGGCAAUGCUGUUUAUUGUGGUUGCAUCACUCUUUCUGGUAAUGCUUUACAAACUGAUGUCUCACUGGUUUGUGGAGCUCCUGGUGGUUAUAUUUUGCAUUGGUGGUGUAGAGGGUCUACAAACGUGUUUGGUGGCUUUGUUGUCAAGGUGGUUUAAACCUGCCGCAGGAUCAUUUGUCAAAGUGCCAUUUUUUGGUGCUGUCUCAUACCUUACAUUGGCAGUUUGUCCAUUUUGCAUUGUCUUUGCUGUUUUAUGGGCUGUUUAUCGCCGGAUGCCUUAUGCAUGGAUUGGGCAAGAUGUUCUUGGUAUUGCACUGAUUGUUACUGUAAUCCAAAUUGUGAGGAUACCUAAUCUUAAGGUGGGCUCUGUUCUUCUCGGCUGUUCCUUCUUGUAUGACAUCUUCUGGGUUUUUAUAUCCAAGAUGUUGUUUCAUGAGAGUGUGAUGAUUGUGGUUGCUCGUGGUGAUAAGACUGAUGAAGAUGGUGUUCCCAUGCUGUUGAAGAUACCACGAAUGUUUGACCCAUGGGGCGGAUACAGCAUUAUUGGCUUUGGUGAUAUCCUUCUUCCUGGACUGUUGGUUGCUUUUGCGCUAAGGUACGAUUGGGCUGCCAAGAAGACCUUACAGUCUGGUUACUUUUUGUGGUCGAUGGUUGCGUACGGUUCUGGUCUUCUGAUCACAUACGUCGCCUUAAAUCUUAUGGAUGGUCAUGGCCAACCAGCACUUCUCUACAUCGUUCCUUUCACGCUUGGCACCUUCAUAUCACUCGGCAAGAAACGAGGCGAGCUCAGAAACCUUUGGUCGAAAGGACAGCCUCCGAGAGUCUGCACGCACGAGCAUCAACACCUGAUUGAUCCGGCUUCCGCUGUAAGCUCAUCGUAAGAAGCAUGCUAACCUGGCCUCAGAGAGUUCAACUAAUUUAAAAAAAAAUCCCCUUUUCUUGCGGUAUUGUAAUGGAUCUGCUGUGUAACUCUAGUCCUUGGUUGUAAUAGUGUGCACUACUAUAGAUAUAUGUUGUCAUUAGUACCAGUUAAUCUCAGUUGUAUAUAGAUCCUUGUCGUCGGCCUAGGAUUAGGGUUUGAGCUCGGUCUCUGGAUGGUAAACAACUUAUCCAUAAAUCACGGUUAAUGUAAAAGUUUUUAACCUUGUUUUCUGAAAGAGAAGUUGUUGAAAGAUC
Lolium rigidum is the source of this 1951-nucleotide messenger RNA. RefSeq names its product signal peptide peptidase-like 4. Gene Ontology annotation, biological process: membrane protein proteolysis. Gene Ontology annotation, cellular component: lumenal side of endoplasmic reticulum membrane; lysosomal membrane; Golgi-associated vesicle membrane. NCBI's taxonomy places the organism in Eukaryota, Viridiplantae, Streptophyta, Magnoliopsida, Poales, Poaceae. The coding region runs from base 13 to 1656 and encodes 547 amino acids. Gene Ontology annotation, molecular function: aspartic endopeptidase activity, intramembrane cleaving. The transcript is spliced from 14 exons. The record is from RefSeq and is a predicted model, not a curated record.